Molecule: messenger RNA, 1075 nt
Organism: Lathyrus oleraceus (garden pea)
Lineage: Eukaryota; Viridiplantae; Streptophyta; Magnoliopsida; Fabales; Fabaceae
Product: cationic peroxidase 1
Exons: 4
Coding region: 65-1075 (336 amino acids)
Biological process (GO): response to oxidative stress; hydrogen peroxide catabolic process
Molecular function (GO): peroxidase activity; heme binding
Source: RefSeq, a predicted model, not a curated record
ACAAAUCAGAAACACUUUUUCUAAUUUAUUCAAACCUUGAGAGUUUCUACUAAUUAAUAUUAACAUGGCUGAUAAUAAGCUUAGAAUCUGUGUACUGAUAUGUCUUAUCAGCAUAAUCUCAGCAUCAAGUGUAAUUCCUUCAGCAACUACUUUUGUGUCUUCUAACAUACCUGAUCCUUUUGGUAAGUUGAGUUCUACUUUUUAUGAAACAAGGUGUCCUCUUGCUUUGGCGACAAUUAAGGCAACAAUAACCACUGCUGUAUUGAAUGAUCGUCGAUUGGGCGCGUCUUUGCUCCGUCUACAUUUUCAUGACUGCUUUGUUCAAGGGUGUGAUGCAUCGGUAUUGUUAAAGGACAAUGCAACUUUCAAGGGAGAACAAAAUGCCUUUCCCAAUGUGAAUUCUCUGAGGGGUUACGAAAUCAUAGACAAAGUAAAAUAUAUAUUGGAGAAACUGUGUCCCGAAGUUGUUUCAUGUGCAGAUAUCCUUGCCGUUGCAGCAAGAGAUUCUGUUGUUGCUCUUGGUGGACCUUUUUGGCUAGUUCGUCUGGGAAGAAGAGACUCUACAACUGCAAAUUUGAAUGCUGCUAAUUCAGAUUUACCAUCUCCACUUCUUGACCUAAAGGGCCUUAUUGCUGCUUUCGGUAAAAAGGGUUUCUCAGCUGAUGAAAUGGUUGCUUUAUCAGGUGCUCACACAAUAGGCAAAUCAAAAUGCUCAGCCUACAGAUCUAGGAUUUACAACGAAAGCAACGUCGAAAUUAAUUACAGAAAAUCAUUGCAAGAAACUUGUCCAAGGACUGGUGGUGAUGACUACUUAUCUCCUUUAGACACCACAACUCCAGACAUAUUUGAUAAUGCUUUUUACAAAGACUUAUCGUCCUAUAAGGGCCUUUUGCAUUCUGAUCAACAACUCUUCAAUGGUGGUUCUGGUUCAACUGAUUACAAAGUUUUAGCUUAUGCCAAAGAUGCAACACUCUUCGGGUUGGAUUUCGCUAAUGCCAUGAUCAAGAUGGGAAAUCUCAGCCCUCUAACAGGAUACCAGGGCCAGAUCAGAAAAUAUUGCACGAGUGUUAAUUAG